Molecule: messenger RNA, 941 nt
Organism: Aaosphaeria arxii CBS 175.79
Lineage: Eukaryota; Fungi; Ascomycota; Dothideomycetes; Pleosporales
Exons: 2
Coding region: 314-805 (163 amino acids)
Source: RefSeq, a predicted model, not a curated record
GUAGAAGAUGUGAUGUUGCUGUGCAGGUUGGUGAUAGGUACAGUGUGUGCCGCCUCGGAAAGACACUGGUUUGUAUAUGGUAGUAGGAUGGGAACGAGAUAUCUAGAGCAAACAAAAGCGAAGAGCAAAGUCUGAUUUUGUCUAUUCGGUGGGACACUGUUCCUGUAUUAUGUAUUAUGUAUCAUGUAUGCAUGUAUAUAUGUAUGUAAUACAAUUCCUACACAAAGGCAAGGAACCUAGGUAAUCAACAUACUACAUACACUCCCUACCCGUACCCGUCAUGAGCGUGUACUGUGUACGGUGAACCUACAUUAUGUGCCAUGUACCCUACAUAUAUUGGCCCACUCUCCAGGUAUCUCCCUCAGGCCAGCGAUCACUCCAUUUUUUUCUCAGUCCAUGCGAAGGGGGAGUACAAGCAUUGGGCUGCAACUCUGGCUGCAACUCGCCUGCAACCACCAGGGGGGAGCAGCAUCCAGCAUCCAGCAUCCAGCAUCCAGCAUCCAGCAUCCAGCAUCCAGCAUCCAGCAUCCACCAGCAGCAGGACGACGGCGGCGGCGGCGGCAACGGCAAUCCGCCUAACCAGCCCAGCGUUGCCAACCCAGCAUCCCUCCAAACGACGAAUAUCCUCCGGCUUCUAACCGUUCCCAUGUGUCCAUGUGCACAUGGAUUGGCUCAACCGCCAACCGUCAGCACAAAGCCGCCAGCAUCGCCCUCGCCUUCGCCAUCGCCAUCGCCAUCGCCGACCCUCCGACGUACGUACUGUGUAGGUAUAGUGCUGCUCGACAUUACAUCACAUACCUUCUAACAACGGUCGAACAAACCUGUUCCAUGUUUGUUUGGAUUUCCUCAUUCGGAUGGGACCAUGGACCCGUGAUGCUGGGUCCGUCCGGUCGUAGGAGGAGUUAAGAAGAAAGAAUGGGGAAAUGGAUUCGUAACGGUCG